UAACAAUCACCAUGCCUAAUGUCAGUCUGACAACGUCAUCAGUUCAGCAGUUCAUUAUUGUUGGCUUUCCAGGAUUUCAAGAUCUUAAAAGCAAAACCCUUUUUUCUGUGUUUUUCCUCACUGCCUACCUGUUAAUAUGCCUGGGGAAUCUCACCAUCAUUUUAACACUCACAAUGGAUGAAAAUCUGCACAAGCCCAUGUAUGUGCUGGUUUGCAGUCUGGCCAUUCUAGACAUUGCUUUUUCAUCUGUCACAGUUCCGAGAAUACUGGCCAUUCUCAUGUUUGACAGCAAUAUAUCAUUUGAUGGUUGUUUUGCUCAGCUUUUUCUGUUCCAUGCUGUAGGAAGUUCACAGUCCUUUCUUUUGAUGCUGAUGGCAUAUGACAGAUUUGUGGCUAUCUGUAAUCCACUUCGGUAUCCCACCAUUAUGACCAAUCGAGUUAUAUUGAAAUGUAUUAUUUUAUGUUGGUUUGGUGGACUCAUUGCUCCUGUUAUUCCACUCAUUCUGGCUCUUAGACUGCCUUUCUGUGGCCCCAAUAAAGUUAUGCAUCUCUACUGUGAACUUGCUUCUGUGGUCCGACUGGCUUGUGCUGACAUUUCAGUUAACAAUUAUGUGACUUUGGCCAUUGCUAUGUCUGUUAUGAUUAUCCCCUUGACGUAUAUUUUAUAUUCCUAUGUAAGGAUUAUCAUGUCAGUGCUCAAAAUUGCCAGUUCAGAAGGACGGGUCAAGGCUUUCUCUACUUGUGGAACACACCUGGUGGUAAUUUUUAUCUUUCUUUUUACUGCUGUUUGUGUUCAUAUUUCCAACCGGAUUCCAGGCACCUCUGAAGAUGUACGCAUAAUGGCAGCAGGGGUCCAAAAUGUGAUUCCUCCACUAAUGAACCCAGUCAUCUACUGCUUAAGAGCUAAAGAGAUUAGAGAUAGCUUUGUAAAAACUCUCCGAAAGUGUAAAAUGUUAUCAUUCUGAAUUAAAUAAUUUGUGUAUUCUGAUAUGAUUGGAAUUCAAAUGUAUCAUAUCUUACCCGUGAAUGUAUAUUUAAGAUUUUAGGGUAUUUACCAAUUACAUACUCUUAAAACAGAGAAUAACAUGUAGCCACGUGUGUCAAU
Messenger RNA from Erpetoichthys calabaricus (reedfish), 1105 nucleotides. Its product is annotated as olfactory receptor 6N1-like. Gene Ontology annotation, biological process: G protein-coupled receptor signaling pathway. The record is from RefSeq and is a predicted model, not a curated record. Bases 12 to 965 code for a protein of 317 amino acids. Gene Ontology annotation, cellular component: membrane. Gene Ontology annotation, molecular function: G protein-coupled receptor activity; olfactory receptor activity. NCBI's taxonomy places the organism in Eukaryota, Metazoa, Chordata, Cladistia, Polypteriformes, Polypteridae. The transcript has a single exon.